Magnolia sinica is the source of this 3837-nucleotide messenger RNA. Its product is annotated as GBF-interacting protein 1-like. The transcript has 10 exons. The record is from RefSeq and is a predicted model, not a curated record. Lineage: Eukaryota; Viridiplantae; Streptophyta; Magnoliopsida; Magnoliales; Magnoliaceae. Bases 101 to 2887 code for a protein of 928 amino acids.
CCCUCCUCCUUCUCUUCCCCCUUAAGAAACAUCAAUUCAAGCCCCUAGAAAUCUCUCUCUUUUUCUCUUUUCUCUCUAUCUAUCAGUCUAUUCUGCGAAGAUGAGCGGCGGUGUUAGGGUUUCAAUUCCCAACAACGUACGGAAGAUGGUCCAGGACAUCAAAGAGAUUGCUGGAAAUCACACAGACGAAGAGAUUUAUGCAAUGCUCAAGGAAUGUUCCAUGGAUCCCAACGAAACCGCUCAAAACCUCCUCUUACAAGAUCCCUUUCAUGAAGUUAAAAGGAAGCGUGAUAGGAGAAAAGAGAAUCCUAGCAACAGGGAGCCUGCUGAGACUAUUAGGUGGAGACCUGGGAUGCAGGGUCGUGGGGGUAGGGGCGCUAGAGGGAGCUAUUCUUCUCGUUACAGCUCCUAUGAUGUUGGUAGUGGGAGGAAUGCUAAUACUGGAAAGGAUAAUGGGGUCAAUCAAAGCACCGACAGAGGCCUUACAUCCACUUCUUCACCAGUUUUGCAGUACACAGAAAAUAAGGCAACCAUUCCAACCAUGAGCCCAAUAACUGGAAUGGAGAAUGGUCCCACCAAUGUAGCACAUGGGAAUUCUACUCAUGGAAGUGAAUCACUAGUGCCUGGAGGCAGUGGUGUUUUGGCACCCAAAGAAAGCUCUGCUGCCGAUGCUAAUAAAACUGGGAAUGCACCACUGUCACCUGCUGAUGUAAAAAGCAGUUCAGUGUCUGUAAUUGGUGGUGAACGGGAGCAGUUUCUAUCACCCACGAUACCAGUAUCUGCAUCAGGAGUCUAUUCCUCAGCUUCAGAUCCUGUACUGGUGCCAUCUCUUGAUUCACGCAUCCCCGGUGUAGUUGGUACAAUUAAACGUGAAGUAGGAAGUCGGCGGACAGCUGUUGAACCAACUGUGACAGUUCCUGCCGAGAGCAAAACUGUCUCACAAGACUUCACAGACCCUUUGCAAAUCGACAAAAUAGUACCUUGUGAUUCAGCCGGCCCCGAGUCCGUAGAUGAAAAUGCAUCUUCAGAAAUGGGGAACCCCUUCAUGGAUGGGAAGAUGCCUAGCAAAUCUCAGGGUGUUGAAAGAAACCAGCUCUCCGAGGCACCUCAAGCGCUGUCUUCAUCUUCUCUUACGGGCUCUUCGGGGAGCAGGCCUUCAUCCAAUUACGGCAGCCGAUCGCAACCACUUACUGGUCCUCAGAAAGCAGCUCCUAGCAAGGAGUGGAAACCGAAGCCGACAAACCCCAAUAUCAUUCAACCCUCCUCAACCAUUGGCACAUCGGAUGUUGCACCUAUCACAGCCGAAGCUAGUGCUCGGUCGCUUCCUGCAUCGAGUUCCACGGCCUCUGCCUCUGAAGAAACAGCUUCGAAGCUGCAGACUAAGCUAGAAGAGUUGCAUUUUUCAAAUAGUCGGCAUGUUAUCAUUCCAAAUCACCUUCUUGUGCCUGAGGCUGAAAGAACUGGAUUGAGUUUCGGAAGCUUCGAUGCUAGCUUUGUAUUAGGUACGAGCUUUGCAAAUGGCCCGGAUAGCGACAAGAUCUCUACAUCUGUGUCUGAGUCGUCUCAGGGGAUUGAAGAGACUGUGGAGGAGCCUUCUUCAAGCAUGCAAAAUCCAUCCGCAACCACCCAGGAAGGAGAUUAUUCAGAUCAUUCGCAAUCACCUGACCAGAUGCAAGAGAAUCUAUCUCCUGCUGAGGCAGAUGUUCCAUCUAGUAUUUCUCCAACAGCUGAUUACGAUCAAUCCAAGCCAGAGUCAGCACUAUCAUCAGGAGGUCCUCAAUACUCUGUAGUCCAUGCCACCCCGAACUAUUCGACAUUUGGAUUGAUGCCGCCUAUGCUCGGGAACCAAUUCACACCUUUCGAAAGCUCUGAGCCUCAGGCACGCGAUGCUACUCGCCUUCCAAGCAUUGUUGUCCAGCAACCGUUUGAUCCAUCCACAAGCUAUUAUACCCAGUUAUACCGACCCGGUGCUGAUAGCGAUGGUCGCUUCUCCCCCUUUCCUGCACCCGGUGCUACCACCAAGUACAAUGGCAACAUUGGGGCAUUACCUUCUCAGACUGGCCAGUCUCCUCCAGAGAACGGGAGUUCACUGGUUCUCUCUACUGCGGGCCCCACUCUUGUCACCCAAGCAGCAGGAGUCAUGCAGAGCUCCAUAGCUGCAACCCAGCAACCAGUUCCUGUCUUCCGUCAGCCCACUGGUGUACACAUAUCCCAUUACCCUCCAAACUACCUUCCUUAUAGCCAGUACUUCCCCCCAUACUAUGUUCCUCCCACUGCCAUCCAUCAUUUUUUAGGCAAUACCGCGUUCCCGCAGCAGUCUCUGACCGGUAGCAUAUACCCACCUCCGACAGCAGCAGCAGCUGGAGCGGCCGCUGCCAUCAAAUACUCACUUUCCCAAUACAAGCCAGGCACAAACACCAGCAACUCGGCCCACAUCGGAAUGCCAACUGGGUAUGGUCCAUACAGCUCUGGCCCAGCUGGUUAUAGCGCCAGCCCUGCUGUGACUGCAGGAAACUCAACUGGCAACGAGGAUCUUGCUGCGGCACCUCAGUACAAGGAAAAUAAUGUCUAUAUCUCCGGGCAGCAGAGUGAAGGUUCUGCUGUCUGGAUUCCUGCGCCCAGCCGAGAUAUUCCUGGCCUGCAACCUAGCUCAUUCUACAACCUUCCUCAGGGGCAGCACAUGGCCUUUGCUGCUGCUCAAGCAGGCCACGGCACGUUUGCUGGGAUCUACCACCCUGCCCAAGCGGUGCCAGCGGCAACAGUCCAUCCACUCCUGCAACAGCCUCAGACCAUGGCUGGAUCUGUCGAGAUGGUGGGGCCACCACCUGCCGGUGUUUAUCAGCAGCCACAGCAGAGCCCGCAGAUCAACUGGGCCAAUAAUUAUUGAAACAACUCAUUUGGGUACCCCACAAAAAAGAAGAAGAGAGACAUACAUCAAAUCUCGGAAGAUUGUAGAGAGACGGAGGGUCUGGAUCGCAACAAGAAAAUAUGGCGUUGGCCUGAUCUGUGAGUGUAUAUAAAAGGGUAGCCGGAAAAAGAAAAAAAGGGGACAAAAACAAACACAUGGGGAAUUCUGAAAAGUGGAGUUAUUUGAUACUCUGGCGGAGUGUGAUAGUUGAUAUGCAGGCACCCAGAAAUUAUAUAUGUAGCAUACAUCAAACCAAAUUGAACUUCACAAUUUUGGGACCUAUUAUGAUUAGACUAUCACCCAAAAAUUUGAUCUAUUGAGCUAUAUCCUAAGCCUUGAUUAAUGUACAUUUGUUUGUUGAUUCAGACCAUUGACUCCUUUCCAUUUCCACCCAUCCCAGUUAGAAAAUUAAACGAGUAUAACUUUUGGUUUAUGAUUUGAUCUAAAUUAUGGCCCAUGAUUCGGACGGUUUAAUUUGCGUUGAUCAUAUGGCUUGUUUCAAUUUCUUAGUGCCUGAGUAUCAACCAUCACACUCUUGUCAAGAGUAUCAGAAGGUUUUCCUCUUGUGAAGUAAUCUCACAUAGCUUGGGGUGGUGAAAGGUGAAAUUUCAAAUGUGACUGAUAUUUUGAGCAUUUAAAAGUUAGUUCAAGGAGGGUAUGUGGCUCUCUCUCUCUCUCUCUCUCUCUCUCUCUCUCUGACUGUUGCCAUUUAAAUUACUAUGGGUGGUGAAAAUAUUUUUAAAACCUUUUGUGUGUGUGUGUGUGGGUUUAAGGACAUUGAAGGUAAGAUACAAGCAUUAGUGGGGUUUUGAUUCUUUUACCACUGUCUUGCCUGUAAGAGUAAAUUUUGUUAGUUAGAAAAUGUAUUUUACAUUUUACAAUGUUGUAAUUGGUAUAAGUUAAUUAGAAUAUUGUCUUUUUAAUUUACA